UAGUGAAUUUCAUACAUUAUUAUUAAAUUAAAUAAUAAUAUUAUUAAUAAUAUUAAUAAUAUAAUAUAAUUGAAUAAUUCCGAAUUCGUUCUUCAUAAUUUCAUCACUUUCGUCAAUUCUCCGUGGGUACUAGGUAUUCAAUAUUCAUUAAUCACUAUUCACUAAUGCCUCAAUCGUCAGUCGUCACUACUCCUCAAUAGUGACUGGUGAUACGGGUUAACAACCAGCUACAAAUACUACAAUACUACGAUUUUAAGUUCUUAAGAAUUAAAUUGUAGACCCAAUUAGUUUAAAUCACAAUAAAAUAUUAUUAUAUUAUUUGAUUUAAGUAUAACAGAACGGUAUUGUCAUUAUUAUGCAUAGUUGUUUUCAAUCAGAAUACACAUAGUCUUAUAUUUUGCACAAUAUCUGCAUAUUCAUUUUUAAAUAAUUAAUAAUAACAUGGAUUCGUUAAUUAAAAGUGUUGGUGAGAGUGAUUAUCAACCCGAAAAAUAUGUCAAAGAAUUAUCUCAGAGAUGUAUGGGUCCUGAAGAAUUGUUACAACAAAAGACAAAUGUACAAUCCUUGGGUGAACAAAUCAACACAAUGCUCAAGAAAAAUGUGUUCUACAAUUAUAUUCAAUUUAUUGAUACCGCUAAGGAAAUAGCUAAUUUAGAGGGUGAAAUGUAUCAAUUGUCGCAUUUGCUAACUGAACAAGCAUCUUUACUUAAUUCAUUGGCUAGUUCAUCAAUUGUUAGCGAACAAAUUUCUAAAUCUGGCAAAGAAGUGAAUGGUGUUCAAAAUACUGAAGUAGAUAAUGUAGUUGAAGAAAAGAGAGUUCAUAAACUGCUAAAUAUUAUGGAAAGAGUAGAAAACUGCAAUAAUUUAGUUGAUGUUCCUGACCGUAAAUGUUUGCAUGAAGGAGAUUUAUUAGAAUUGGAUCCUAUUGAAAAUACACCAGUCCAAAGAAUUCAUUGUUAUCUAUUUACUGAUAUUUGUAUUGUUGCCAGUUGGUUGUCUAGCAGACGAGGACCAGCUAGAUAUAGAUUUCAGUCAAUGUAUGAUUUAUGUAAUCUUGCUGUUGUAAAUAUUAAAGAUAUUAAAAAUUCGUUUAAAUUGCUUGCUUUUCCGGAAACAAGAGUAUUUCAAGCACCAAAUACUGGACUUAAGAAUGAUUGGUUAUCGAAAUUUGAAGUCGCUAAAAAGUCACAAAUCUCAGUUGAAAACAAAAUGAAAAGUAGUGUUGACCAUAAAAUGAUCCAAAGAACAGAUUCCAUUCAAUUAGUUCAUAAUUCAUUUGAACCUGAAACAACUGAACCAGAAUUACCAGAAUGGAUUAUUGAUUUAGCAGAUGAUUUAGAUGUAUUAAUUGCUCAACGGCAUUUUGAAGAUGCAAAUUCUUUGAUUAGUAAAGCCAGACAAUAUUUAGAGGAACACGGUGAUCAAAUUUCAACAUCAAUUGAACAAGAAAUAAAAACUAAAUUAGAAAAUCGUAUUCAAGCAUUGACAUUAGUUUUAACUAAAGAACUUCAAGUUUCUCCAGAUAAGUCACAUAAAGGUGGAUUACGAGCAGCUCGGCGAGCAGUUAGAAUAUUAAAUCAAUUGGAUAAAUCUUCACAAGCGUGUGAUUUGUUUUUGAAAGUUUGUUCAAAUUUAUUGAAAUCUCAAUUACAGUAUGUAAAACGUGAUGGUGCAAUGUCAACAUUUGUUAAAAAAUAUUCGAUGGUGUUUUUUGGAACUACAAUAGAAAUUACACAUGAAUUUUUAUACAAAGCUUUUCCAAAUAGCUCAGCUUGUUCUUCAGCUUUUAUUUUAUGGACAAUUCAAGAAGUCAAUGAUUUUAUGGUAAUUUUAAACAAACAUAUGUUUGUUCCUCAGACAUCAUUGUCCAAUUUAUCUGAGUGUAUAAAAGUGAUACACAAAAAUUGUCAAGAGUUAUGUGAUUAUGGAAUAGAUCUCCAAUUUCAAAUUGACGGGCAACUUAGAAUUCCACUUACAAAAUCAAUAAAUGAUAUCAAGGACAAAACUAUUGAAGUAAUUAAAAUAAGAUUUUCUGAGGAUAAAUGGAAACCUUUCAAUCUAAAAACUAAACAACAGAGAGAUAAAAUUGUUGAAGAAUAUACAAAUUAUGGGUUUUCAAACAUUGAAUCUUACAAUAAAGGUGAAUCGUGGAUAAUGCUAACUCAAAACACAAUAACAUUCACACGCACUUACUUAUUACUUUUAAAUGAUUGCUUAGUGCUGUAUUCAACUGAUUUGGCAAAUGUUAUUGAUCAACUACUUUAUGAAGUUUUUGCAGCUCAUUGUAAUUACAUAAAGAGCUCAAUGAAAAAUAAAAACUUUGUAAAUGAUAUAAAUAUUAUUACAACAAAUGCCAGAUUUAUCCUAGAUAUAUUUUUAUCCCAUUGUUUUAAAGUGUAUUCGGCAUCUACAGGUAAUGUAAAUCCACAAAUUCACACCCGUUUAAAAUCAGAAUUUGGUGUAAUCCCUACUCAAAAUAUAACAGGUUAUAUUUAAAAUUUAUAUUUCUUUUAAUAAAAUAGUAACAUUAUUUUAAAUGUUUUUAUGCAGAAUGCUUUACAUUAUAACUUAGUUUGUUGUAUUGUAUUUUCAUAAUAUGCAUAAUAUAUUGUUUUUAUAUGUUCUGCAAUUUAAUUGUAUUUAUUCAAUAUUAUUAAUUAUUAUUUAUACAUUCUUUACUAUUACAUUAUAUCAUAUUUAUUUAUAUUUUAUACUAAUAUUAAUUUGCUGGCUGUUUUAAUACUUUAUGUUUGAUUUAAAUUGUUAUUUAUUUCUAUAUUAUUAAUUAUCACAAAAAGCUACUAAUUUAAAUUAUAAACAAUACUUAUUUAGUUCAUAUUUAAUAAAUAGUAAUACUUAAAAAGAUUAUCUGGUAGCAAUGAAUAUUAUAUAACAAAUAAAAAGUUUUAUAGAAUA
Messenger RNA from Acyrthosiphon pisum (pea aphid), 2916 nucleotides. RefSeq names its product exocyst complex component Exo84 (gene Exo84). The coding region runs from base 442 to 2496 and encodes 684 amino acids. Lineage: Eukaryota; Metazoa; Arthropoda; Insecta; Hemiptera; Aphididae. The record is from RefSeq and is a predicted model, not a curated record. The transcript is spliced from 13 exons. Gene Ontology annotation, cellular component: exocyst. Gene Ontology annotation, biological process: Golgi to plasma membrane transport; intracellular protein localization; exocytosis.